AAAAAACGGAAAAGCACCGUUGAGGAGGCAGCCAAGAGGAGAGUGUGGCUCGUAUAUCUCAGAGGUUCACCUCGACCGUUUUGAGCUGCGGGAGCCGUGUGAAUAUCUGCCAUAUUGUUUCACCGGAGUGUUUGUUUUGGGGUAAAACCCGCAGUUCAGCGUUCUCUCCCAUCGAUUCGACUGAGCCCACUCCCCGAACAAUUAGUCAAUUUUUAGUUGCAAUUUAGUAACGAGGCGUCUGUGAAUUCCUCGUGUGUGAGAGCUCUCCUUUUGUCUCUGGAUAGAAAAAAAACGGAUAGAGAGAGGAAGGGGACGUAGACAGCGCCUUGUGAAUUUUAGUCGUUUCGUGGUAAUCGUGAAGACGGUUUAGACAUGGCCUGCGCCACCCUCAAGAGAUCCCUCGAGUUUGAUCCUGUUCACAGCCAUGGGAGGCCCAGCAAACGGAGAAGAUGCGUUCCAAUGUGCGUAUCACCUGGCACAUCGAGUCAAUCCACAAGCAAACAACAGAAUCCAUCGCCAUUCGGUGAAGUUGCUACUAAAUUGACGCCUGAAAAAAUGGCUGCCAACAUCAGGGAGGAAAUUCGCCGAUUGCACAGACGCAAACAGCUGCACUUCAAUCCACAGGGUGGCAAUGGCAGCAGCGGUGACUCGUCUGAUAUGGAGGGACCAGCGAGCCCAGCUGGAUGUGGUGCUAGUGGAUACAGUCAGAGCCCCAGUGGCAAGGAGAAGCCACUUUUCACGUUCAGACAAGUUGGCUUGAUCUGCGAGCGAAUGCUGAAGGAGCAAGAGACUCAAAUUAGGGAAGAGUAUGAUCAGAUAUUGAACAUGAAGCUGUCAGAGCAGUAUGAUGCUUUUGUUAAGUUUACGUACGAUCAGAUACAGAAGAGAUUUGAAUCAGCAGCUGCCCCAAGUUAUCUAUCCUAAGCUAAGGACCCUACCUCUAAGGCCAGGUUUCUGUGAAGAAUGUUAGAUUUCUACUGCUAAGUGAGAGAAUUUUUCGCUUCAAAUAAAGAGGUAGCCAGCGUCACCUCACCAAUUACUCGAAAAAAAAAUAUCAAAUCAUAACCGUUGAUAAUCGACUCAACGUAACUCUUGUGAGAAUAAAACAAAACACUUUUUUGGCAUAAAAGGAGGAAGUUUUAGUGAAGUAAGUUGCGUAGGCUCCUAGUUAAUAAAAAAUCAACUGCGACCGAAACUCAAAUAAAUAAAAAAGAAUCCACAAUGUAUACUAGAGAACGAAUCACUAAAAAAACUAACAAAAUUUGUACUGUCCGAUGUUAGAAGUGCGCUGGCAUCAGGGAACUAUGUAAAUGUCGACAAGUUCGUACUCUUUCUUUAAAAAAAUGUUUCAAAAGAUUUUUCUAAACACAACUUUUGUUAAAUUCGUCAUCUGCCAUUGAUCCUUUUUUUGCACAAUGAAAGAUUUUUGUAAAAUAACGUAGUCAUUUCUCAUAGAGUUAAUUCAAUGCCAUAUAGAGUUUUGCUAGGAAAACCAGAAAACAAAAAAAACAUAAUUUAGUGAAACGUGAAUAGAAUGACGGAGUAACGGAUAAACAAAUUGAAAUUGCUGACGUCAGUUUCCCACAAAAAUUGUAAAUUCUGAAUGUUGAAUCUUUCAGUUGGUCGAUAUUACCAUGACCCAAGACCCCAAAAAUAACAUUUCACAGAAGAAAAAAAAUCCUCCAGUCAUAUUCACGACUAGUUGUACAAAGUUUGUAAAACUCUAGAGCAUCAUCGAGGCCCUCGAUUAGAUAAAUUCACUGUAAAAACAUUUUUUGAUACCUGUAAAACGUGAAGAAAAAUUCGUUUUCUAUGCAAUCAUUUGUUCGCAAUGCGCACAUUACCAUUAAUUCCCCAUUAUCUCUAAUUAGACGUUACUACCCUGUGCAUUUAGGGAGCCAGAAUUACCCGAAAAAUCCACGAGUCCAUUAUUUUCCCCAGCAUUGUUGAAACGGUACUAUAAUUCGACCCGCAUUUCCCCCAUUUUCUGAAUAAAACUACGGGUUAUGAUAGAAUCAACGCCUUGCAUUGGCUAAUCGCGAAAAUUGAACUAGAAAUUAACUGCCGAAUGCAGUGUCAUUGAUUGUAGUAUUGUGAACAAUAAAAAAUGAAAGAAAAUCCAAGAGUUUAGUAGAUUUUUAUGCAUAGUUCGUUCCCUGGUAGCCAACAGCUCUGAAAAGGCGACUAAAUAACUCGCUGGAUUAACAAAACCAAUAUACUAUGAAUGAAUACAUUUACUGUGCCUAUUCUAGAAAUAUUUAUCAAGAUACCGCGGUUCAGACGUAACAUUAAUUAUCCAUAAGCCCCGACUAGUUUGUAACCCACCAAAUGAAAACACGAUUGUUUAUCAUUUAGUUAUCCUGCGUAACACGUCGUAAUAUUUAUUUUUAGUAAAAUUACAUAAAUCCCAAGAUUCGAUAUAAGUAAUUGAAAAUUGUACGACUAUCGUAAAUCUAAUCGAAUGGCACUGUAUUGCCAAUGAGCUUAGUUUAAUACAGAUGAAAUUCUGAAACCCCAUUUUUCGUUCAAUCUUUAUUUUUUUAAUGUUAUGUUAAGGGUAUUUCUCAUCACUUUGUUUUUACGUUUACUGCAUGAGUUGUCAUUUGUUAUUUCAUUUAUUAAUAUUGUAACAUAACUGUGAGAGUGGGGAGUGGGGAGAGAGUCGGGCAAAAUAGACAAUUUUUGAAUGUCUUUUGAUAAAUAUGUUGAGAGAACAUUUUUUUAGAUGAAAUAUCUUUGAAAAUUGAUCUGUUAUGAGUUAGAAAUCAAAUUAUUAUUAUGUGAAUUAAUUCCAAAGGGAAACAAUGUAAUUGUUAGGGAAAAAAUUCGCGUUUCAUUGACAAUUCGAAGGGUUAAUUAAAUUCUGAAAAAGUUAAAAUUGUUGAUUUUGCCUAGCCCUCCCCAUACGAGCGAAAAAACGUAAAAGCAGGUGGUGAAAAACAAUGUUACGAAGCAUUGAAAUUCGAUUUGUAUCGGAUACGUGUAAUAAGUUAUGUAUACUCGAAGCAAGUGAGGAAGAAGAAAUUAUAAUGGUUUAUGAUUAAGGGGAGACCGAGGAUACCACUGUGGAUAACGAAACUGAAGUCCUUGAAAGGAUCCGAGGGAUUUUUGAUCUCUUCAAGGGUGAAAAUACCUCCAUUAAAAGAAUGUACACUUAUUAAUUGAUUGAAAGAAUAAAAUAUAAAUCUUAAGACUGAUUA
Molecule: messenger RNA, 3200 nt
Organism: Diachasma alloeum
Lineage: Eukaryota; Metazoa; Arthropoda; Insecta; Hymenoptera; Braconidae
Gene: akirin
Product: akirin-2
Exons: 5
Coding region: 373-924 (183 amino acids)
Biological process (GO): positive regulation of transcription by RNA polymerase II; positive regulation of innate immune response
Cellular component (GO): nucleus; chromatin
Molecular function (GO): transcription coregulator activity
Source: RefSeq, a predicted model, not a curated record